Messenger RNA from Entamoeba invadens IP1, 1677 nucleotides. Its product is annotated as beta-hexosaminidase beta chain precursor, putative. The transcript has 2 exons. Gene Ontology annotation, molecular function: beta-N-acetylhexosaminidase activity. Lineage: Eukaryota; Evosea; Mastigamoebida; Endamoebidae. Bases 1 to 1677 code for a protein of 558 amino acids. Gene Ontology annotation, cellular component: membrane; lysosome. The record is from RefSeq and is a predicted model, not a curated record. Gene Ontology annotation, biological process: carbohydrate metabolic process; glycosaminoglycan metabolic process.
AUGUUCCUCUUAUUUGCAACACUUCUAUCAGUGGCACUUUCUGGUAAUGGUUUGAAUGUCCAAAGUCAAAUGUUAUUGAUGCCAUACCCAAAGUCACUUGCCUUCAAUUACUUAGGUACAACUUCACUCAUUGCAACAUCAACCGUCAAAAUGUCACUUUCAUCGAAUUGUCAGAAUGAUAUUAACUGCUUGGCAUUCAUGCAGUCCAACUUCAAUCAUACCAUUACAUACCCUUUACAAGUUCAAAGUGGUAUUAAGGACUUUAGAAUCUCCCUUUUCAGUGUUAUUGAUAUCCCACACAUUACCCCUGGCUCUACUACUACACUCUCUACAAUUAAUAUCUACUUGACUGCACCCAUCUACUUCCCAACACUUAAAAUUGGUAUCGAUGAAGACUACCAACUUUCUGCAACUUCAAGUGGAGUCACUAUCACUGCCUCAAAUGCAUAUGGUGCAAGACAUGGCCUUGAAACCUUAAUCCAGUUGUUUAGACCACUUGAGAGUAAAAGUGGGUCCUUUGCUAUCUCACAACUCCCAAUCACCAUUUCAGACUCUCCACGUUUCAAAUGGAGAGGAUUGAUGUUGGAUUGCGCUAGAAAUCCACUCUCAAAAGAGACCUUUGUCAAAGUCAUUAACUCACUCGCAGCAGUCAAGGCCAACGUUUUGCACCUUCACUUGACUGAUGGCCAGACUUUCGUGUUCGAGUCAAAGGAAUAUCCCAAUUUGUCCGCAAAAGGAGCUUAUGACCAAAAUAAAGUCUUGACCCAAAAAUUCUUACAACAACUUUCUGAAUAUGGAAGAAGCCGUGGAGUUAUCGUUUACCCAGAAAUCGACAUCCCCGCUCAUGCUGCGUCCUGGAAUCUUGGAUACCCCGGGGUUGUUGCAGAUUGUUGGAGUACUAUUAAAACGUGGAGAUAUGGAGAAAACAUCCCAGCACUUAAUCCCACCAACGACACCACUUUCAAGAUAUUGGAGGCUUUAUUCCAAAGGGAGUUGCCCAAUGUCUUUGGCAAUGAUUAUGUUCAUAUUGGUGGUGAUGAAAUGGUCAUGACUGCAUGGGAGGAUGCUGUUGAGUACAGUGAUAUUCAGAAAUGGAUGUCUGCAAAUGGGAUUUCGACUCUUUUGGGACUUGAGUCGUACUUCAACAAGUACGCGCAAGACAAAGUUAUGGCGAGUGGGAAGACUCCAGUUGCAUGGGAAGAAGUCUAUAAAAAGGGGAAUGCCGACAAGAGUACAAUAGUUGAAGUCUGGAGUGAUAUUUCAUUAUUGAAAAAAGCAGUAGAUGACGGGUAUAAGGCAAUUUGGUCUGCUGGAUUCUAUCUUGAUAUGCAGAGACCACUUGCUUCACAAAGUGAACAUCACAUGUGGGUUUGGACAAAUCGAGACUUCUACGCAAAUGACCCAACAAGUUCAUUCACUGCUGCUGAACUAGAGAAUGUUCUUGGUGGGGAAGGAUGUUCGUGGCAUGAGAGUGUCGACGACGCCAAUGUUAUAGAACGAAUUUUCCAGCGGUAUAAUGCUAUUGCUGAAAGACUUUGGAGUGCUAAGAGUAUGACCAAUGCGGAAAGUCUUGAAGUUAGAGCAGAUUAUGUCCGAUGUUUAGGACAAAGAAGAGGUUUCAUGAGAAGUGCUGGACCACUGUAUGCGUCAUACUGUCAACUCCCUGAAGAGAAAUAA